UCCAAUGCUCUGCUCACGAGGCUGCAGUUCUAUUUGGGAAGUUGGCAGCUCGAGGCAGAGGGGCUUUACUCUCGCGACUCUGGAAUUAUGAACAGCGCUGGUCUGACCAGCAUCUUGUUUUGAACAUUAUUCCCACUGAUCUGAGACCAUGGAGUUCGGAACCCGCAUUUUCAUCGCAUUCCUCGUUUCCCAGGUUGUAUGCACUGGAGCGCAGGAAGAGGAAGAGAAGGCUGAAUGUGUACCAGGAUUUCAGGAGAAGGUGUACCAGGUGGAGUAUAGUGGAGGGUUCCUCAAAGACGUUCCUCUGCUGCAAGUGGUUUUCGACGACUGCGCUGGAAAUGAGGAUGUUGAGUUUGAAGUAUCGAACCCUGACUUUCUAAUAGACAAGAACCUGAAUCUGGUUCCCAGAAGAGACGUGAUUGACAGCGGAGAUGUCAUGUUUGUCCACGGUGUCAACGUUCAUGUUGAUGACAUGGCACAGGUGACCAUUAUGGGAGCACCAUCCAGAUCUCCUCAGACACUCAGGGAGAUCCUGGGUCUAUCAGACAUGAUGCCACACCGAUCCAAAAGAGCCCUGCUGGUGCCCCCCAUGUUUGUCCCAGAGAACCAGAGAGCCCCCUUCCCCAGGUUAAUUGGAAAGUCGCAUGUGAUCUCAUCUGACAUGAAGGAAGACCACAUCUUCCGUCUGAUGGGAAGGGGAGCAGAUCAAGACCCUAAGGGUGUGUUCAGCAUCAACCGACUGACGGGAGAUGUGGCAGUUAGCCGAGCCCUGGAUCGAGAGGCCAUUGCAUACUACCAUCUCCAGGUAUCCACCACUGACCUAAGUGGCAGAUUGGUAGAGGGACCAGUUGACCUGGACGUGUCUGUUAUUGACCAGAAUGACAACCGACCGGUGUUCAAGGAGCCGCGUUACUCUGGGGAGGUUCUGGAGGGCUCCCCCACAGGCACUACAGUGAUGACCAUGACGGCUUACGACGCAGACGAUCCCAACACGGACAACGCUGUACUGCGCUACAUCAUUGUGAGACAGCUGCCCGAUAAACCUUCACCCAAUAUGUUCUACAUCGACCCGGAAAGAGGCGACAUUGUCACCGUAAUAGCACCCCACCAGCUUGAUAGAGAGACUCUUCCAACCACGCAGUAUGAGCUAGAGAUUGUGGCAAAGGACAUGGCAGGAAGUGAAGUGGGACUGACAGGAACUGCAACAGCCACCAUCACCAUCACAGACAGGAACGACCACGCACCUGAGUUUACACACUCACUGUUCCAGGCAUCAGUGAAUGAGGGAUCAACUGGGGUGGUAGUGAACCUAACAGUGGAUGACAGAGACGACCCCGCCACUGGAGCCUGGAGAGCCAUCUACUCCAUCAUCAAUGGAGAUCCAAACCAGAACUUUGAGAUACAGACCAACCUGGACAACAAUGAAGGGAUGCUGUCAGUGGUAAAGCCUCUGGACUACGAAAGUUCAAUGUUUCACACACUGCUGAUAAAAGUGGAAAACGAAGACCCUCUGGUUCCUGAUGUUGUGUAUGGCCCCAGCUCUACAGCGACAGUUUACAUUACAGUUAUGGAUGUGAAUGAAGGACCGGUGUUCUUCCCAGAUCCUCUGGUUGUCAUCAGAAGAGAAAAUAUUCCCGUUGGGAGCUUUGUUGCCAUGCUGAACGCUUCUGACCCAGACUACCUACAAACGCAGAGCAUAAGGUUCACUGUAUUGAGAGACCCAGCAGACUGGCUGAUCGUGAACCCCUUCAAAGGCAAUGUCACCACCAGAGCCAUACUGGACCGCGAGUCUCCACACGUUCACAACAACCAGUACACCGCUCUCUUCAUGGCCACAGAUAACGGAAGUCCACCCGCCUCGGGCACGGGUAUGCUGAUAAUCACUCUGGAGGACGAGAAUGACAACGCUCCCUAUGUCUUCCCCUCCGUGGCCCGCGUGUGCGAGGACGCUAAAGACAUGAAUGUGGUGGUGAUCGGGGGACGGGACAAGGACAUUCAUCCUAAUACAGAUCCUUUCAAGAUCGAACUUGGCAAACAGCCAGGACUGGAGAAAACAUGGAAAAUCUCCAGGAUCAAUGACACUCACUCCCAGAUCAUGUUGCUGCACAGUCUGAAAAAGGCUAACUACAACCUGCCACUGGUUCUGACCGAUUCUGGCGUGCCUCCAAUAUCCAACAACACAGAACUGAAAGUUCAAGUGUGCACCUGUAAGAAGAACAGAAUGGACUGCAGCCGUGCCGGCUCCAUCCAAACAAACCACUUGCUAUUGCUCGGCCUGGUUCUGCUCUCCAUCCUCUGAAGACACACAGGACACGCCGCUGUCACAAACUGAUCGAGUGGGAGGGAGAGAGUGUCUGACUUCAGUUUCCUUAUCACCUUAAUGAACCCUGACCCUGCUGAGAGAGCGCUGAGAAGGGACAGAUAAGCCCAGAAGCUCAGUGAUGGAGUGCUGCAAGAGAGAAAUGGCCAAAAGAUUAGACAGAAUUCACUUCAUCGGUCUCCUCUACAGGAGACACUUAUUCACACACACACACAUGCGUUACUGUCAUGUAGUUCAUUAGUUUGUGCCGUUCCAAUUUUUAUGGGUAGACGACAUUAAAUACUUGAUAAGUUGAUGAUGUCUUGCAGUGUGACACCUCUCAGAGGCCUGAUGGUAUACCUGUUUUGUCUGUCUUUGCUUUGUUGCAAAUUGGCUUUUUUUUCAUGAUUAUUAUGCAUGUAGUUUAAAAAUGUAUCUGUCACACCACAGGACCAUUUAAAGAGAUCAUAAUAUGUAAUGAUUUUCUUUACUCUGUAAAACAAAAGUUUGGAAGAGGUAAAAUAUCCUGCGGUCCCCACGAGGGAAAAGAAUUAUUAAAAAUAGUAAAUUAUGUUUAUCUGAAAGUGUAACAAUGCAAACUAGUUUUCUGUAAGGGUUAGGGUUGGGUAAGGCGGUAGAAAAUAAUGUUUGUAGAGGUCUAUGGAAAGUCCCCACAGAAAAUGUGUGUGUGUGUGUGUGUGUGUGUUUUGUCUCCUGACCUCCUUUGCUUACCUUCACAAUAACACAGACUCUCUAACUUCUGCAUGGUUGUUUGCUCCCAAGUGUGAGUGUGUUUUCUUGUAUUUCUCUGUAACUUAUGUUUCCUGAAGAAUUACUAGACUACUGUUGAAGUUUUAGGAAAAUCCAAAUACAGAUAUAGAAAGAAAGAGAGAGCAUGUGUUUAAUAGUGCCUACCCACUUUUUUUUUAGUGUCCUUCCUUACGGUGGUAUUUUAUCCUAAAGUAUUUUUAAUUUUAUGAAAGAAAAUUAUCUUCAAGCCAUGAACCUACUUAUCUGCCACAAGGUAAAUCACAACAUUAAAAACUUAAAUUUGAAGCAAAAAAGUACUUAAAAUCUUUAAUUAGUUUUUAAAUUAGAGAGAAAAGACUCAUACUGAAGAAGGCCUGAACUCAUUGGCAGAACUACAGUCCCAUGAAGCAUUGUAAUAAUU
Cyprinus carpio (common carp) is the source of this 3470-nucleotide messenger RNA. Its product is annotated as cadherin-13-like. Gene Ontology annotation, biological process: adherens junction organization; sprouting angiogenesis; multicellular organism development. Bases 149 to 2299 code for a protein of 716 amino acids. The record is from RefSeq and is a predicted model, not a curated record. Lineage: Eukaryota; Metazoa; Chordata; Actinopteri; Cypriniformes; Cyprinidae. Gene Ontology annotation, cellular component: plasma membrane; catenin complex; adherens junction. The transcript is spliced from 15 exons. Gene Ontology annotation, molecular function: calcium ion binding; cadherin binding.